This is a messenger RNA of Lotus japonicus, 1377 nucleotides long. RefSeq lists its product as uncharacterized. The coding region runs from base 75 to 1100 and encodes 341 amino acids. NCBI's taxonomy places the organism in Eukaryota, Viridiplantae, Streptophyta, Magnoliopsida, Fabales, Fabaceae. The transcript has 8 exons. The record is from RefSeq and is a predicted model, not a curated record.
UAGAUUCCGAGUUCACGACUCAACUCGCUUCUUCGACUCGACUCACUUACACAGUAACCCGGAGCCAAGCGGAAAUGUCAGACCGAAACGGAAACGGUGCUCUGCCGAAUAAGGCUGCAGCGAGCUUGGAGAAACCCGAAGGUGAUGAUGCUCCGUCCAGAAUAGAUUCCAGGAAAGCCCGAGAAAAUUCCGACGUAGACUCGGAAACCGAGAGAAAGCACAGCAAUUCGAGGAGGAUGAAAGCGCGAGAAAGCUCAGACUACUUUGAAGAUGAGAAACCACGCAGCAGGAAGAGGAAAUCAUCGCGGAGGCGCUACAGCAGCGAUUGGGAUGAUUCGGAGUUAGGUUCAGAUUCGGAGGACGAUGAGUCCGAGCGGUCUAGUUCGGAUUCUGAAUCGGAAUCUGAGAGCGAGGAAGAAAUGAGAGAGAGGAAGACGAAGGAGAGGAGGAGGAAGAGAGAGAAGGAGGAAGAAAGGAAGAAGAGGCGGAGGGAGAAGGAGAAGAAGAGGCGGAAGAAGGAGAAAGAAGAGGAGAGAAGGAAGAAAGAGAAACGGAAGGAGAAGAGGAAAGAGAAGAAGGAGAGAGGGAAGAAAGGAGCAGUCACAAAUUCAUGGGGAAAGUAUGGUGUUAUUAGAGAAACUGAUAUGUGGACCAAACGACCAGAAUUCACUGCUUGGUUGUCAGAAGUAAAGCAGGUGAAUCUGGAGCAUCUGGCUAAUUGGGAAGAAAAACAGAUGUUCAAAGCAUUCAUGGAGGAUCACAACACAGCCACAUUCCCUUCCAAAAAGUACUACAACCUUGAUGCUUACUAUAGGCGUCAAAUGGAAAAAGAGUUGAAAAAGGGUUUUAAGAAGGUCCCGGCAAAAGAACGUACUGUUUUCAAUGAUGAAGAGCAGCGCAGGCUAGAAUUGUUGCAAGCACGUGAGAAGCAUAAGGAAGAGCAAGUGAGAUCUUUGAAGCACUCUAUGGAAAGUGGAAUGGCACAGGCAAUGAAAGAGCAAGCUCAACUCAGGGAGGAGAUGGCUUACCAGUACAAGCUAGGAAACUUCGAGGCUGCCGCUGCCAUCCAGAGAAGGUUGGACCCUGAUCCUGCCAUGUAGUCGUCAGACAUAACUUACCGUGAAUUGUAGAGUUAAGUGAUUUGGUCAUGAUAUCAUGUCACCAUGGCUAAUUCAUUAUAUGCCAACUAUGUAUCUUUUGGCUUUAUAUAAGCAUACUCAACGAACGGGUCUUAUACUCUUAUUUGUUCCAUAGAUCUGUAAAAUAUUCACUGUUACUUACUCUUCUGCUACAACAUCCUAGUAUUGUAAAUCCUAGAGGUGUUGCUUUUGCAUAAGAUGAAAAGUUUUGCCUGUGUUUGAUCAUGCAAUUUCAGAA